AUGAUGUUGCCACAUGAGUUAAACUAUUCCGUGAUUGAGAAGAUGUGCCUCGCCCUCGUCUUCGCAAUCCAAAAGAUGCAGCACUAUUUUCAAGCUCAUACAGUGCAUCUCAUCUCCAAGGCUAAUCCAAUCAAAUAUGUCAUGUCAAAGCCAGUCCUCUCUAAUCGAUUAGCAAGAUGGUCACUCAUUUUCCAACAAUACGAGAUCAUCUAUGUGCCGCAAAAAGCCGUUAAAGGGCAAGCUCUGGCCGACUUCUUGGCAGACCAUCCUAUACCAGCCGAAUGGGAGUUGUCUGAAGAAUUGCCAGAUGAGGACGUUAUGGUAGUAGAAGUUUGUCCCCCUUGGACAAUGUACUUUGAUGGCGCGUCUCAUCGAAGUGGAGCAGGUGCUGGUGUAGUAUUUAUUUCCCCAGAAGGAGAUGUAUUGCCUUAUGCUUUCACCCUCACACAAAACUGUUCAAACAAUGAAGCCGAGUACCAAGCUCUCAUUCUUGGACUGGAGAUGGCAGUUGAAGCAAAGCAUCUGCAACUCAAGGUAUAUGGAGACUCAAUGUUGAUCAUCAACCAACUCCUCGACAUCUAUGAAGUGAAGAAGCUUGAGCUCAUGCCUUUCAAUAACUACGCACGUCGCUUGAUUGCAUGGCUUGGUGGUGUCACUCUGGAACAUGUACCGCGAGGCAAAAAUAGGCAAGCAAACGCACUUGCAAAGCUUGCUUCUACACUUACUUUCCCUGACCAAGAGAUGCACGUUCCAAUAUGCUGA
Rhododendron vialii is the source of this 762-nucleotide messenger RNA. RefSeq lists its product as uncharacterized. The record is from RefSeq and is a predicted model, not a curated record. Gene Ontology annotation, molecular function: RNA-DNA hybrid ribonuclease activity; nucleic acid binding. Lineage: Eukaryota; Viridiplantae; Streptophyta; Magnoliopsida; Ericales; Ericaceae. The transcript has a single exon. The coding region runs from base 1 to 762 and encodes 253 amino acids.